Zeugodacus cucurbitae (melon fly) is the source of this 7143-nucleotide messenger RNA. RefSeq names its product activating transcription factor 3 (gene Atf3). NCBI's taxonomy places the organism in Eukaryota, Metazoa, Arthropoda, Insecta, Diptera, Tephritidae. The transcript has 4 exons. The record is from RefSeq and is a predicted model, not a curated record. Gene Ontology annotation, molecular function: DNA-binding transcription factor activity, RNA polymerase II-specific; RNA polymerase II cis-regulatory region sequence-specific DNA binding. Gene Ontology annotation, biological process: regulation of transcription by RNA polymerase II. The coding region runs from base 1540 to 3264 and encodes 574 amino acids. Gene Ontology annotation, cellular component: nucleus.
AAUUCUACACGAGUGGAUUUCAGUUAUUAUUGUGCGCUGGACUCGGACGUUAUAUAAUGUAAAAACGUUUGCUAUUAUAUUAAAAGAUUCCCAAUUUUAUUCCAUUAUAAACCUUUGUCAAUUGUGAAACUUACUUUCUGUGUUCAAAUUCCAUCGAUUAUUUACAUUGCAAACUGACUUCUUUUUCGAAAUGUUAUAAAUGCCAAUAUUGGUAGUGAAAAUAUAUGUUCUAUGUAUAAUAGGGGUUGAAUGAAUAUUUAUGGUCAAAUUGUGUCAUGAUAGUAGAUACACAUCCUAGCUUGUUGUCUCUCAGUUCCGACUUAAAAAUUAGAGUAAAAACAACCACCAUUUUCGCAAUGCCCGAACCCUGGGACAAAUAUAAAUAUCGUAGAAGUCAUAUUAAAUAAACAACUAACUCGAAAGUUAGACGAGAAACGCUCUCUCUCACUAAAAGGCGAGGCCGUAUCUGCAUAUUUUUCGGUGCCGGUUAAUAAAUGGCUAUCGCCGUUAGAAUAGAAUCCAUCGAUUGACUCAACGAGUUGCCUUCGUAGACAUCGAUUGUGCCGCCAUCGUAACAGUUGUCGCUACCGCUAGCGUCGUUGUUGUCAGCGUUGACUUCGCUGUUAGUUUAUGUAUUGUCGCAUUAAACAAAUUCAAAAUUUGCUCCUAAGUUUAUUUAAUGUGUUGGACUCGUCGUGAACGCAACAAUCACUCGCGCUUUCUAAGUCCGACUGCCUGUUGGCUUUCGAGAAAAAUUUUACUCAACUACGAGAGAAGUAAACUGUUUUUUUUUUAAUAAACUUUGUCAAAACGUUAGCAACUCUCUUCGUCUCAAAUCGAUACACGUUAUUUGAAGUGGCCUAAACAUCGUGUGAAUUUAGUGGACUGUGACAACUUGACAAGAUUUAUAAUACUUAAAUAAUUAAGUAUCUAAAUAAAAUGUGUAAAAAUACAUAUAACCACUAAUAAAAGUUGAAGAAAUUUACCUUAAUUAAACGGUUUAAAAAAAGUGCCUAAUGUUUGUGUUUAAUAGUUUUUAAAAAAGUAAAAAAGUAAAAAAGAAAAACAAGAACAAAAUUUAUAAAAGCUCUACUCUAUGUAUUAAAACAUGACAUAUUAAAUUAAUGUUAAAAUAAUACAGAAUAUUAAGAGAAAUUUUAUUUAGUAUAUUUACAUAUAUAAAUAUGUAUGAGCAGAUAUAUGCAGAAAUUCGCACCAAUUACUAAAGCUCAAAAUCUGUUUGGAAAUGAAAGUCUUUGCAUCUGCCUACUUAAAUACAUCUAUAUAUAAGGUUUGAAUUUACUCACACGGUACUUGGAAAUGAAGAUGGAUAAUAUGGGCGGAAAAAGAACUCUUACUUGAUGAAUGUACAUUUGAAUGUGAUAUAACUAAUAAAAAAUAAGAAAUAAUAACAAAAAAGAAGUUUGAAACACGCCAUUCAACGCUUUUAUCUGUGAUUUUGCGCUGUAAUAGUACGCAUUAGUAUAUUAAUAUUUUGGGCUUUUGUCUAAAAACAAAAAUUAACCAUAAGUCAACACAAUGUUUAACCUCAACACACCGUCGUCAUUGCUGGGCAUCGAUUGCUCUGGCCUAAGCACUACACCAAAAACUCCUGAAAUUGUGAACUCUUUGAUCGCAAUGACAAAUCCGAUGGAUAACUAUAGUUUCGCGCCUUUAAAUAAUGAAUCAGCUGCUUCGACUCCUUGUAGCGCUGCUUCAUUGCGAAGCUUCAAUGGUAGCUCGAACGUCCAAAUCAUAUCGCAGGAUAGUAGUCAUUCCAGUUCUUCAACAUCACCGGCAGACUCGCCUAGUGGGACAAAUUCUACUCCAAGUGUUCAACAGACGUGUUCUCAACUCAUUAAAGCUGGACUUAAGCUCUCUAUUCAAAGCAAGCGCAAACUAUCCACUUGUGAUUCAAGCUCUAGCUCCGAUCAGCCAAACUCUAAAUAUUCCCGUCCUGAUGAAGAUGGUGAAGAAUCAACGGAUGAAGAAACUGAAUGCAAAACAUCAUCAAAAGGCCUGACACCAGAGGAUGAGGAUCGACGACGACGACGUCGUGAACGCAAUAAAAUCGCUGCUACAAAAUGUCGCAUGAAGAAACGCGAACGCACACAAAACCUUAUAAAAGAGUCGGAGCAAUUGGAAACUCAAAAUGUCGACUUAAAGACCCAAGUGCGAUCUUUAGAAGUGGAACGUCGGAAAUUGCUUGAUAUGUUGCAAGGACAUAUAAAAACUUGCAUACAUGCAGGUGGACUAAAUUUACCUUCUAAACUAUUGCAUUCGCCCGCUCAUAAGUACCUCACCUCAAUUGAAAUGGACGACAAUAGUACUGCCAAUGGAGACAUCUCCACAGCAAAUGCCACAGUUAAUGGAAUUCAGUCCCAAACGCAACAACAAGUUCAAAUUAAUAACACUUUCAGUAAUCAGUCAAGCCAUGGAGUACAACGCACUUUAAUCCCACCAAUGUCAACCAUAAAAUUUCCACGCAGUGCCGCAGCCGUUGCCGCUGCUGUUAAUCAGCAACUCCAUCAAUUACCAACACAACAGCAGCAUUUGCCAAAUGGAUAUUGCAAACCGUCACCAACGCCACAGGAACUCGGAUAUAUAACUUCUCCGUCACAAGAAAAUAUAUGCUUGCCUGCCAACUUAGCGAAACUUUCGUCACAAACUUCUGCUUCCACCCAAAUUGGAACUGUCUCCAUCGGACCUUCCAUUAACCAGCUCUCUGAUUACAUUCCAAACUGUGAAAAUAGUCUAGGUUUGGUAUUAGCCCAUACUCCCACCUCGGUUCAAAGCAACGACGACGGCAGUGUACUGCUCGGUGACAUUGUCAGCCCACUUUCUGUCUUGUCUACACCUACGACGGCGACAGAGUUCGUAAAAAAUGAGCUAGUCGACUCACAAAGCCCAUACACCACCGCUCAAUCAGCAGAACGUUUCCUUUUCGAGAGUAAUUGUGACAGUUACGUAGACAUUAAACAUGCAGUCAGCUUACAUCAUGGAAGUCUAAGUAAUAAUAACAACAACAAUAAUAGCAUCACAGCUCUACAUCAAAGCAGCAAUAAUAACCUUUUAGAUUUCAAUACCUCACUGAUCGGUGGAAGUAGUGGGAUUGUGCCUUUUCACGAUCAAAUAUCGAUUAAAAAUGACUACUUGCACGAUACCGAUUUGUUGGCACAACUCACCGGAGAUGGUGCUGAAUUUGUGGACCUUGAUUCUAGUGUUGCAGCAACAUUCAUGACAAACAAUGGAUGCUUAGCGUAAAUUCGAUUUACAGUUACACUUUUUUCCAUCGAAGCAUUUAGCAUCCCAGUGAAUAUGGUAAACAUACAAUUGUUAAGAGUUAAGUAAAAGUUAAAGGGUCAAACGAAGGACGCACUGACUAUAAAAAAUACUGUGUCAGAGUCAACCCCUUUUAAUUACUAAAUAUAGUACAGACGCGAUAAUGUACAUAUGUGUUAUUAUGUCACGCUUCUCUAAUCAAACCAUUAUAGAAUUGAAGUAAGUAAAAGGUGGUCUAGGCUUCGUAGGACUGGUACGGUACUUCAAUAUUACAUGCGUAUACACUUCUAAAUGUGUUUUAAGUCUUCCACUAAAUAAUGCUGAAUUUAUUUAUAUGUAUCCUCCUUUUUACAAUUGAUUAUUACCUUCCGAAAUCAAUUUAGUCAUUUCUAUACCAGUUAACUAAAAGAAGUACGGUUACCAUCAAUCUCGAAUAUUGUAAUCUAAUUGACUUGGUGGUUUUAAAAAUUCAAAUGAAAUUAAGGAUUUUUUAGAUGAACGCUUUUGGCGGCUUUACUACCUCAAAAAUUCACAGAAACGGGAUAUUCCGUAAAAAGUCGUUAUAAAUUGCAAAUUGUUAAUUGUGGGCUUUCAUAAAUUGGGUUUAGCAAUAAGAAAUUUUUUAUUUAUUUUUCUAUUGACAUACAUAGCAUUCCAAAACUACAAAACCAGUAGAUAUAAAAUUAAAUUGCUAAACAUUUUAUAAACAUAGAUAUCUGAAGAAUCACAUCCGCAGCAGUAAUUACUAUUUUUAUUAUUAGUAUAUUAUUUUUAAUAAAAACAAUAUUUAUUUUAUUCUUAAUAAAAGGCACAAUUUUAGGUUUGUAAUAUCAAGAUCCGAUAAAAUUAAAGAGAUCUAAGUGAAUAUCCUUAAAAAUCAAAGUCAAACUGCAAUGAAUUACGUAGUAAUUAAUAUAUUAAUGAGAUUAGGUGUGUAGAAAGCCAAUUUUGAUAUUUAUAUAAUUUUUCGAAACGCCCUACAGAAUAGCAUGUGUAAAAUUUUCAAUAUGGUUUUGUAUUUUUAUUUUUUUUUUUUAUAUACGAAGAGUAUGCAGAAUAUCUCUGCUUAGAAGUUCAUAUUUUUAUAUGCUUUCUACACAUUUAUAUAUAGUUGUAUUUAUUGUAUGUAAUUUUUAAUUGUAUAGAUAUUUUUAUUUUGCAAUUUAGUAUUUAAACGGAAAUUUAUGAUAUUAUAUAUAAGUGAUAUAAGUGCGCAUAUGUACGAGGGUCGAUAUGUAUGCAGUAGUUUAAGAAAUUGUAUGCCUUAUGUAAACAUAACUAGUAACAACCAACGUAAUCUACAAUCUGCUUAAACUAAAAUCAGCUAACCUCAUAUUUUAUUUAUAUAUUAAUAUGUAAAACUAAUAUACUAAAUAAUUAAAAAACAAUCAAAAGUUUACAAGCGAAAGUUAAAAAUAUUCGAUGUUCAAUGUUGCCUUAAAUGUUUAUAAAAGCGAAUAUAAUCAAAAAACAAAAUCAAUAAAAUGAAUAAGAAUGAAAAUAGAAUUACAAUUCUGAAAGUGCGCUUAAAAAAAUGUUUCUAUUUUUUCAAUUAUACCCAUACAGAAAUUCAAGUAAAUUUGUUCGUACACAUUAAAGAAAUGUGUUUGCAUCGAAAAUUGUAUUGUAAUAGCAAAGUUCACGAAUUAAAAUGCAGCAAAUCUACGCGCAUAUUUAUAUAUAAAAUUAAGUAUUCAAAAUCUGAAAGUAUAUCUAUUAAUAAAAAUAACGAUUUGAAUACUUUUGCCAAAAAUACCACUUGGGCUUGGGCUGAAUUGAGACAUGAAUGGUAAAAUUUGGCUAAUUUUAAAUAAAAUGUACGCGUAUACAUGUGCCUUCUAUUUCAUGCCUCUAUUUUUUUAGUAAAUAACGAUUAAUAAAUUAUAUAUGUGAUGUGUAAAUCAAACAAACAAAUUUUACUAUCUCCAGAAUUGAGCAUGAAGUUAAAUAUUCGAAUCUACUGUUUUCUUAUAUGCAAUUGAUAUAAAAAUGAAGGUAUAGAUACACAUGUUUAUAAUCAAAAUCAAAAGUAACAAUGAGAAUAAAUAGUAGUGAUACAAAUUAUGACGGUUUGACAAAUUUUUGCAAAUCAAACUUAAUCACCAUGUAUAAGUGCCUAAUAAUAUAUGUAUGUAUGGUAUAAUACAUAAUAUGAAUUUAAAACGAAAAGAAAAUGACAGUCGCAAACGAAACACAAAAUACAAAACAAAUGGCUUUCCAUAUUAAAACAAUUUUUUAAAUAUCCAUGUACAUAUUAAUGUAUCCAAUGUAAUAAUUGAAUGUAAGGCAACAAUGCCAAAGAAAAUAAGCAAAAUAAAAAAAAAAAUACUUUCCUAUUUGCAAAAACGUGUGACAACGCGGUACUAUAUACAUAUAUAGAAGAGUAAAUCGAAAUCAGAAUUCAUACCAAUCUAUUGAACAUUUAUAGAGAGAUACAAGCAUUUGAAUAUUCAUAUUUACAUAUAUUGAGUCUUUGGAGCCGCAAAAAUUAUGUGUAUGUAUAUGUCUAAGAGGCACUCCAAUUAUAAAAAUUAGAUAACACAAGUACCACAAAAAAUCAGAACAAAUGCAAAAUACUUAUACGAUGUUCGAAUCAAAUGUUAAAUCGGCAAUCAAAUAUUACCGGAACAAACCAUUAGGAUUAAAUAUGGUCAUUGAAUCGGUACUUAUUAGUAAGUAAUUGCCAACAACUGCACAUUUUUCUAAUCGAUAAUUAAAUAAAGAACUAUUCGCUUGUUAGUAUAUUUUUGAGUCAGUUAUUUAAAAAUGUUAAACUUGAACCUAUCACCAGUGGAAAAAAGUACAAAAUAGGAAAAUAAUUUUAAUUUAUAAUUUUUGUAAAUUGAAUAACUUAAAGCAAGGUUAUUUACAAAUAAAUGAAGUCAGAAUUUAGCGCUACAAAAGUACCUGCUCGGUAUACAGUACCUUUUGAAUGGCGUAAAACAGCUUGAACAAUCUAAAGAAUUUUCUCAUAAAUACACUUAUAGACUCUUAUGUGCAAUUGUUGGUAGUUUAUAUUUCACUUAUAAAAAAAAACUUAUAAAAUAUGUAAAAAGUUGCAAUAUCGAUUGUUUCAAAGCUUUCCAUGUUUUUAUUUCAAGAAGCAAUUAUGAGUGUCAAAGGGCUUACAAAUAAGAGAAUAUUAAAAUGUUUUUGACGUGUGCAAAAAUGUAUUUAAAUAUAUUUGUAACACGCAUAAUCUCCAAGAUAAUCCAAGCCAAUAUAUAUAUAUAAAUAUAUAUGCCUGUUUGUUUAUAGAAUGAUUCAAUGUAUAUAUUUUAAUUUUUGUUGCUAUUCGUUUUAAGAAUUUAUUCAUGUUAUAUUAUGUUUUUACCAAGGCAUAUCGUACCAAAUAUCGGUAUACUGUUGAUUAUAAAUAACUUAUUAAUACUUAACCAAAACAAGCACACCAGAAACCUCAAAUAAUAAACGCUAGAGGCAAAUCCACUUUUUUAUUUUGUUUUAAUCGUUUCUGUAAUGACUUUUUUUAAGUUUAUAUGUAUGUUCACACAGAAAUAUUGUUACACAUGUUUGUAUAUUUAUCACAAUUGGAAAUCUGAGCAACUACCAAUUGCACUAUAAUUCACUUUUUAAAAAUGCAUUGGUCACUAAGUACUUUUGUUGUUAGAUGUUUGAUCUCACAUUAGUUCGACAAAACAAGACAACAACAAGUCUACCGUAUUUAAAUGAAAAACACUAUAAAAAAAAACUGUUAUUAAAAUGGCACUCAACAAAGUACUUAUGUACUGCAAACAAAUUUGGGGCAGGUGCACAUUCAUGGAAAUUUAAAAUAUAAGAUACUAAAUUAUUACUAAAGGACCAAGUACUAAAAAUAAAAAUAAAUGCAUUGUAACAGUCAAA